AUGGCGUUGACGGCCACGAUCAAACGAGAUCGUCGUUUCAGCCCAUAUCCCACGUCUCAGUUGAUUUCUGCGAUGGAGGCAGAGAUCGAACAGAGAGCAAAGCUGUUUAAGGAAUUUUUGAAGAUGGUUCUCAGUGGAGAAGCCCAAUACACAAGGCAGAUUGUAACUGUUUCGAAAGGAGAGGGAAAUAUCAUUGCUUAUGCGAAACCAAAAUAUCCAUUGGUGAUGGGUAGUGAUACCUCCACUGCCGAAUCUGGUUCAGAAGCAGAAGAUAUUGCCUCUCCAAAAGCAGUUAAGAGCUAUGCAUCGUGCCAGUGCUUAACCCCUGUGCGAGAAGAGUCGGGCUUGUUGUGUGAUAGAAAAUUACCUCUCAAACUUAAGGGAAAAUUCUAUAAGUCAAAAGUUUUUGGGAAGUGCAUCCUUCCCGUGGAAUCCUCGGAGCCUGAAUGUAUCUUGACAGUUGACAAAGCUGUCGAUGCAAAAUGGAAGAAAGAGAACACGAGCAGGAGGGAGCAGGAGCAAUGUUCAUCUGUAGGCAAAGAUUAUUGUCCAGUUUUCAAUCCAUAUCUCCAUAUUCGUUAUGAAAAUAAAGAAAAAAAUUUGCUUGGUGCAGGUUCAUCAGCUAUUUUGGUUGAUGUGAAGAAGUAUUCAGAAGGAUUUAGAAUGCAGAUACUUGCAUAUGUAAUCACCCUAUAUACAUUGCUCUUUAUGGUUAUCAGCCAUGUGACAAAGCAGCCUCAGGAAGAAACUCCUGAAUCAGAUUGGCAUGAUGCAGCAUUAUUUCGGGGUUCUACCUCUAAGGUGUUCCAGCCUCCAUCGCCUGCUCCUGGACUCAAAGAUGCUGACCUCCUGUCAUCUGUUCUGAAGAGGCUUGGUGAACUGGAAGAGAAGAUUGAUAUUCUUCAAUCAAAACCAUCAGAAAUGCCUCAUGAGAAGGAAGAACUGCUUAAUGCCUCCGUCCGCCAUGUUGAUGCAUUAGAAGUUGAACUUAUUGCCACAAAACAGGCUUUGCAUCAAGCUCUUAUGAGGCAAGAUGAACUGUUGGCAUACAUUGAUUUUCAGGAAGAGGCUAAAUUUCGGGUUAGUAGAAGCUCCAUUUAUAAUUUUGGCAUUGUCCACUUCAUUUGAUUGUUCCAUGUCUCUUACUGUAUAUUUAUUCAUUUGUU
Molecule: messenger RNA, 1166 nt
Organism: Dendrobium catenatum
Lineage: Eukaryota; Viridiplantae; Streptophyta; Magnoliopsida; Asparagales; Orchidaceae
Product: phosphatidylinositol/phosphatidylcholine transfer protein SFH8-like
Exons: 7
Coding region: 1-1128 (375 amino acids)
Source: RefSeq, a predicted model, not a curated record